AAAAGUAUAUUUACCAAUUACGGAAAAAUCUAUUUAUAAUUGUGUUCUAAUGCUUCUUAACGAUAUUUCAUUCUUAACUUAUAAUAAAUCCGUGGGUUGUAUGCAUUAAUUUGAGGUUAAAAAUUAAUCAAAUAAAAUGAGAACUAUUCUUAUGGUAGCAGAGAAGCCUUCUUUGGCUUCUUCCUUAGCUCAAAUUCUAAGUAAUAACAAGAAUACAUCUAGAAAAGGAUUAAAUGGAUCUUGUUCAGUGCAUGAGUGGAUUGGUACAUUUAAGAGUAGCCAAGCAAAGUUUAAGAUGACAUCAGUGUGUGGACAUGUUAUGUCUUUAGAUUUUAAUUCAAAGUAUAACAAUUGGGAUAGAGUGGAUCCGGUUGAGCUUUUCAUGUGUCCAACUGAGAAGAAAGAGGCUACACCUAAACUAAAAAUGCCAUACUUUUUGAGUCAAGAAGCCAAGGGAUGUGAUACCUUAGUUCUGUGGUUGGAUUGUGACAAGGAAGGAGAAAACAUCUGCUUUGAAGUUAUGAAUGCAGUCGCCAAUUCUAUAAAUGUCUAUUCCAAUAAUGUGACAUAUAGGGCUAAGUUUUCAGCUAUCACUGAGAAAGAUAUUAAAGCAGCAUUCAAUAAUUUAGGAGUUCCAAAUGAAAAUGAGGCAAAAAGCGUUGAUGCUAGACAGGAAUUGGAUUUGCGAAUUGGCUGCGCUUUUACUCGCUAUCAAACCAAGUAUUUUCAGGGAAAGUAUGGUGACUUGGAUGCAUCUUUGAUAUCAUAUGGACCCUGUCAAACUCCAACUUUGGGUUUCUGUGUGCAAAGACAUGAUCAAAUACAAACGUUCAAAUCGGAACCAUACUGGAUUGUUCAAGUGAACGUAAAAACGUCCGACGGACAAGAUAUAAAUUUAGAUUGGCAAAGAGUUAGGAGUUUUGAUAAGGAAGUUGCGAACUUGUUUUUGAACAUUUGCAAAUCUGAGAAAACAGCAAAAGUAUUAAGCGUGAUCAGUAAGGAGAAGAGUAAAGUGCGUCCAGUUGCUUUGAACACUGUUGAAUUAAUGCGCGUUGCAAGUUCGGGAUUAGGGAUGAGUCCUCACCAUGCUAUGCAAAUUGCAGAAAAGCUCUAUAUUCAAGGCUACAUAAGUUAUCCGCGUACAGAAACUACUAAAUAUCCAGAAAACUUCGAUCUCAUGAGUGUAUUGAAGCAACAACAGAACAGUUCUGAAUGGGGAACGGAGGUGUCCGAAAUUCUAGCGAACGGUAUGAAUCGGCCUAAAAGCGGACACGACGCUGGUGACCAUCCUCCAAUUACACCAAUGAAAUUAGCAAGCAGGCACGAAUUGGAUGCUGAUUCCUGGAAAUUAUAUGACUACAUCGCUCGACAUUUCAUUGGUACUGUAUCUAAGGAUUGCAAAUACAUGAGUACAACUUCCACUUUCGAUGUGAAUGGAGAAACCUUCUCGGUUACUGGUAAAAGCCUUAUAGAUCCAGGAUACACGAAAAUCAUGACUUGGCAGGCUUUCGGUAAAAAUGAAAUCGUUCCUAAUUUCAAAACUAAUGAAAAUGUGGCGAUUACCGAUUGUAAACUCACUGAGCAUCAAACUUGUCCACCGGAUUAUUUAACGGAGUCUGAAUUGAUUACUUUAAUGGAGAAGCACGGAAUCGGCACUGAUGCAUCAAUCCCAGUUCACAUAAAUAACAUUUGUCAAAGGAAUUAUGUGAAUGUUACUGGUGGUAGGAAACUUGUUCCUACAACGCUUGGCAUUGUUUUGGUCCACGGCUAUCAAAAGAUUGACGCCCAAUUGGUUCUACCAACUAUGCGAUCAGCGGUUGAAGAACAGUUGAAUCUCAUCGCUUUAGGCAGGGCGGAUUUCCAGGCAGUUCUAAAGCAUACCGUGGAUAUAUUUAAAUUGAAAUUUCAAUAUUUCGUCAAGAACAUAGAUGGCAUGGAUCAGCUGUUCGAAGUUUCCUUUUCACCGUUGAGCGCUUCGGGCAGAGCAUUUUCACGGCCUGAUUACCUUUUCAGCAGGUGCGGAAAGUGUAGAAGAUAUCUGAAGUUCAUUCAGGCGAAGCCGCAGAGGUUGCAUUGUCCGCAGUGCGACGAAACGUAUUCUCUGCCACAAAAUGGCAAGGUCAAUUUGUACAAGGAAUUGAAAUGCCCGUUGGAUGAUUUCGAAUUACUAUCUUGGAGUAUGGGGAACAAAGGGAAGAGUUUUCCGUUCUGCCCUUACUGUUAUAACAAUUCGCCAUUUAGGGAUAUGAAGAAAGGAAGCGGUUGUAACGCGUGCACACAUCCAACUUGUCCACACGGUUUGAACGCUAAUGGAAUUUGCAGUUGCAUUGAGUGCGAAUUCGGAGUUCUUGUUUUAGAUCCUUCGAGCUCUCCCAAGUGGAAACUGGGUUGCAAUAAAUGCGACAUUAUAAUACAUUUAUUCGAGGACGCCCAGAAGAUUAUGAUCGAUGAUGAAGUUUGCGAGUGCGGAACACAGCUGGUUACUGUGAAGUAUGUUGCAGAGAAGUCCAAGUUUCCGAAUCAAGCCAUGGAGAUGUCCGGUUGCAUCUUCUGCUUACCUGAGUUUAAUAAGCUUGUGGACAAGCACAAAGCUAUUGCCAGUCGGCCGAAAGGUCGAAUCUUUAGGGGCGGAAAAGCAGGCGGCAGAGGACGUGGCGGACGGGGCAGAGGUAGACAGCCAAAGGACAAAAUGGCCCAACUCGCUGCAUACUUUGUUUAAAACAGAUACACAAAUGGAUAAUAAAGAGAUUUACAAAAAGAAAACAAGCACACGAGUGAGUUUCGAGUAUAUAUAUUUUCAUUUCAUAUGAACACAACAAGUUUUGAAUGUAAAUGCAUUUGGUUUUUUUCUUUGCUCGUCACACCGUAUCGACCAUAUAUUUCUUCCAUCCCAAAAAUAUCUUGCUUUAAAUAUACAUAACAUAUUUUGUUUUUAUUGAUAGUUUGAAACACGCAGAACUUCGUUGAACGCUAGAUUAGUAUCAAAAAGAUCUUGAAUUUUAACAAUCAAGACAGGCACAAAGUUCGGUUUUUUCUUUAUACUAUAAUAUAUAUACUAUUUUUUCCUCCGUCUCAACCAUGCCACGCCUCCCAAUUAUCUAAUCGACGUUUCGAUUUGGUAAUUCAUUAGAAAUCGAUUAAAAUUUUCUGAAAUGAUGACUACGUGAACCACAUUCACUCGUUAAAUAAAAUUUUCAAUAUAUAAGUAAUUAAUUUUGCAAGAACAAAUUUCAGUGCCUUUGCAAAGUAAUCAUUAUAGGCCGCUCAUUUUUCUGAACCACCGCUACAAAAAUAGCAAGACAUUAACUCGACACAUUUGGUUAAUUCAUAAAUUACAGUUUAACCUUAAACAUAUGUACAAAAAAUAUAUAUAUAAGUAAAUCAAUAUUAUGAUGAAAACUCAUAAUGAUUCGAUUUAAUGUCUUGCUAUAAUUUUGUAUACUUAAUAUGGUUCACCGUGAUUUUUUUUUAGCGAUAUU
Molecule: messenger RNA, 3479 nt
Organism: Nicrophorus vespilloides
Lineage: Eukaryota; Metazoa; Arthropoda; Insecta; Coleoptera; Silphidae
Product: DNA topoisomerase 3-beta-1
Exons: 11
Coding region: 137-2719 (860 amino acids)
Biological process (GO): DNA topological change
Cellular component (GO): nucleus
Molecular function (GO): DNA topoisomerase type I (single strand cut, ATP-independent) activity; DNA binding
Source: RefSeq, a predicted model, not a curated record